GACACACUUCCGGCCUUUGUGACUCAUUGUCUGUGUCGAGGCGUCGGGAGGGCCUAGGUCCGUGUGCAGCGCCCUUCGGCCGGCCUGAGCCCCAGAGUCAGCUCCCCUUUCUCGCCCAGCGCCCCCAGGCCGCUCCCGGGGCUCACGGAAUAGUACAGAAACGGAUAGAAAACAUCUUCUAGGACAGAAGGGAGAGCACAGUUUGGAUCAAAUCAGUUCCCCGAGCCUGAAUGAUGACUGCUGAAUCAAGGGAAGCCACGGGUCUCUCCCCCCAGGCUGCCCAGGAGAAGGAUGGGAUUGUCAUAGUGAAGGUGGAAGAGGAAGAUGAGGAGGACCACAUGUGGGGGCAGGAUUCCAGCCUGCAGGAGACUCCUCCUCCCGACCCGGAGAUAUUCCGCCAACGUUUCAGGCACUUCUGUUACCAGAACACUUUUGGGCCUCGAGAGGCUCUGAGUCGACUGAAGGAACUUUGUCAUCAGUGGCUACGACCAGAGAUAAACACCAAGGAGCAGAUCCUGGAGCUGCUGGUGCUGGAGCAGUUCCUUUCCAUUCUGCCCAAGGAGCUCCAGGUCUGGCUGCAGGAAUACCGUCCUGAUAGUGGGGAGGAGGCCGUGACCCUUCUGGAAGAUUUGGAGCUUGACUUAUCAGGACAGCAGGUCCCAGGUCAAGUUCAUGGACCUGAGAUGCUCGCAAGGGGGAUGGUGCCUCUGGAUCCUGUACAGGAGUCCUCGAGCUUUGACCUUCAUCAUGAGGCCACCCAGUCACAUUUCAAGCAUUCAUCUCGGAAACCCCGCCUCUUACAAUCACGAGCUCUCCCUGCCGCCCACGUUCCUGCCCCUCAUCAUGAGGGGAGUCCCAGAGACCAGGCGAUGGCAUCUGCAUUAUUCACGGCAGAUUCCCAGGCAAUGGUGAAGAUCGAGGACAUGGCCGUGUCCCUCAUCCUGGAGGAAUGGGGAUGUCAGAACCUGGCUCGGAGGAAUCUCAAUAGGGACAACAGGCAGGAGAAUUAUGGGAACGUGUUUUCCCAGGGUUGUGAAAACAGGAAUGAGAAAGAGGAGUCAACCUCAAAGGCUGAAAUCACAGAAGACUCAGCAUCACGUGGGGAGACAACGGGAAGAUUCCAGAAAGAUUUUGGAGAAAAACGUGAACAGCAGGGCAGAAUAGCAGAAAGGCAGCUGAGAAACCCUGAGGAGAAAACUGGAAAAGAAAAGAGAGAUUCAGGGCCAGCUACAGUCAAGGAAAAAAAACCCACCACCGGAGAGAGAGGUCCAAGGGAGAAGGGUAAAGGAUUGGGAAGAAGCUUCAGCCUCAGUUCAAACUUUAACACCCCUGAAGAAGUUCCGACAGGAACCAAGUCUCAUCGAUGUGAUGAAUGUGGUAAAUGCUUCACAAGGAGUUCAAGCCUUAUUCGCCACAAAAUAAUCCACACUGGAGAAAAGCCCUAUGAAUGUAGUGAGUGUGGGAAAGCCUUCAGUCUUAAUUCAAACCUUGUCCUCCAUCAGAGAAUCCACACAGGAGAGAAACCUCAUGAAUGUAAUGAGUGUGGCAAAGCCUUCAGUCAUAGCUCAAAUCUCAUUCUACAUCAGCGAAUCCACUCCGGAGAGAAACCUUAUGAAUGUAAUGAGUGUGGGAAGGCCUUUAGCCAGAGCUCAGACCUUACUAAACAUCAGAGAAUCCACACCGGAGAAAAACCCUAUGAAUGUAGCGAAUGUGGAAAAGCUUUCAACCGAAACUCAUACCUUAUUUUGCAUCGAAGAAUUCACACCCGAGAAAAGCCCUAUAAGUGCACUAAGUGUGGCAAGGCCUUCACCCGGAGCUCGACGCUCACUCUGCAUCACAGAAUCCAUACCCGAGAGAGAGCCUCCGAGUACAGCCCAGCCUCCCUCGAUGCAUUUGGAGCAUUCCUGAAAAGCUGUGUGUAAAGCGAGAAUUUGUCAAAAAGCCAUUUCCCCCCUUUGUUUCUAAAAUUAUUUCAGAGGUAUGUGCCGGUGGAGGGGGAAAAAAAAACCAGCUUCAACAGAGUUUUUAAAAAUCACAGUAAGGAUCCUUGUGGUUACAUCAGCAGCGUUCUGCCUUCUCGUAGUCCGUGGGCAUGUCAUUCUUCCACACAGCCCCUGCAGGGAAAAGCUAGUCACAUGGAUAAUCCACAUGAUAUUUCCACACAGGAUAAAAGCACACACAGGAAAAUGUCAAGCUGUUCAGUAAUGAAGAUACCUUUAAGGCACUGUUGGACUCUCAGCAACCACAAUGUAUAAUUGAAAGAUUAAGAUUGGCUCUGUGAAAAUGAUACUGAGGUCAAAAAGCUGCUUGCUGCAAACAAGCCCUAGUUGGCCACCAUCUUGCUGUCCCUUAUUUCGCAAAAAAGAGGGACAGUUAAAAACUCCAUUGGGGCAUGCUGCUCAAACUAGUUAUAUAUACAAUAAGUUAUAUAUAUGAUCACUGGUAGCCUACCAAAGCUAUAGAAAUCAAGGACUGUGCUGAUGAGUAUCAAACCAAAGAUUUCUAUCUCUUCCUGAAAGAGAGGGUAUGUGCACCAGUCUACAGUUCCAAAGGACUGCAACACGUAGAUGGUUCUGUCCUCGUCACUGAGAUAAAUUCUACUGAAAUAGCAACAGUGAUUCAAAACACUUCUCUCCCUUCUAGAAAUCCCUAAAGCACUAUCGCACUCCUAGAUGCAUUUCUCCACGAGUUGGCACUUGACUGUGUACUGUCUUCUAAUCCUUCAUUGUUUUGUGUAUGAAAGUUUUCAUCACCCCCCAAAAGAGAUGCUUCGAUCAUCAAGGGGAUAUAUUUAUAUCCUUGGCAGCGCUGGACACAGUGCUGAACACAUGAGAGGCCCUCAUUAUGCCUGACUUCUAACAGGACUUUUACAUUGAUGAUAAAGUCCUGUGAGUCAUGAGUGCCUGAAAUGGGGUAGCCUGACCCAGCUUUUGAAGAGGACCUUCAGAGCCUGAGGCAUGCUAAUCCUCUAGGGUCUGAUGCUAUUUUUGUCCUAAAUAUCAAAGAAAGGCGCUGGUUGGCCACCUGCGUAGACUCUUUCUAAAUAUGGAUCAAUGAGUAAAUACCAUGGAAUGUCAGAAAUGACUCUUGUCAUGAUCUUAAAGAAGAAAAAUGUGAACGCUUACUAAGGCCAUUUCUUGACAUCUUUCUAUGGUAAAGAUCUUAGCCAGAAUUCUCUUCAGUCGGCUGCUGAACAACAUGAUGAUUUGGGCACUUGCUGAAUCAUUUGUAACUUUAAAUAAUAUAGUUCAGAAGAUGUGAUUUUUGUUGCUUUUCAGAAAAAGGAAAGUUGCAGGGAGCAUUUUUUCCCCACACUUUCCAGAAACGUUGCAAAAGUAUUUUUGCAUCGUUAGCUGGCAAUUAUUAAACACGUUUGUUGCUCUGUGAAGUUCACCAAUAUGCUAAGGUGUGGUUUAGCUGUAUCAUAGUCAUACUCCUCAGUGUCUUUUCUGUUUCUCAUCACUAAAGACUGAGGUGAGGUUAUGCAACUUUGAUCUUGUCCAUUGGCUGCCUAAAAUUUCAUGACCGAGACUGGUUUCACAUACACAUACAGGAGACCCAAGUAUCAUGGGCUACAUAGGUAUUUCAUCAGGAACUUGGGUAGAGGUGACUCUGCUCAUGAGAGCAUGCAAAUGAUUGUGGACAGCCCUGCAGGAACUUAGAAACAUCUGCUAAGAACAAACCUGAGGACUAUCCCCAUAACGAGAGAACCCCACAUAGAGUUUGAGAUUUUCUUUCAAGAAACAGAGCUAAAACUGUCAUUCAUCUGUUGUUCGCUCAACAACUGCUCAAGCCCGUGAGACAGCAUAGCUUUAUGGGGAGCCACUGAGGUGGGGGCAGCUGGCCUCAGCUCCAGACCAAACUCCAGUUCUGCACAGCAGUAACUCUUUGGCCUGUCUUUACAAGUUGGACCAACCACAACUUCUCUUUAGCUUCGAAGCAGUUUCAUCAGUAUUUCCUGGAAAGACUUCAAGGAAGUUAGCUGGUGACCAGAAUGAUUCUAUCCAUCCAAUUUAAGAAAAACAGAAGAGAUACUCCACAAGAGUAUAAGUAACUCUUUAUAGUAAAGUGAAGGUAGAAAAAAUGCUUUCAGGAUUUUCUUCAAAGAGUGAGCUGAGCCACAGCAGUGGUUGCAUGGAAAAACUGCUGGCGCUUUUGAGCAAAGACUUUGGCUGCCGCGAAGCAACUGAAAGCAGUGAGGUCCUUAACUCAAGACACUGAUCAAAGCACUGACUGUUCUUAAGAGGGAAAGAGCUUGGGUGGGUUCCACAUUGGCCUUUUUUCAGCCACAGCUACAUGCUGACAUAAGUCAGCCAUCAUGUUUGUUUUUUUUAAAUGAAAGUUAAAUAUAACCUGUGCCCCGACAUUUAAUUCCCAUUUUACUGGGACAGUAUACUGACUACGUGGGGUAGCCCUGGGGUUGCUUCAGAUCUUCAGCCUUGAACCAGCUAUAUGAAGAUAUGUUUUCUGAAGAAAACAGGCUACAGCUGUUUAUUAAAAGCAUUUGCAUUGCAUUCCUUUAUCAGGUGCUCAGUGUAAAGUGUAAUUGGGUCAUAGUCGAAAAGGCUUACAUCUGAUUAGUGCUCAAGAUAGUCAUUCGAAAGUUCUUGACUGGCUGAAGUCUGUUAACAGUUUAAGUACUCUACAGUUAACUGUUAGCAUGCUAGUUGACCUAAUGGAAGUUUUUGAAGGGUUUUUAAAAAUAUACCUUAACCUUGCCAGGAAGAGAAGUAAAAUUUUUCGGGUUGUGGGGUAUUUGUUUCUACUCCAGCCUGGCAGUCAAGGCUAAAGCCUGAGAAUACAGAUGUAUGAGGCAUCUUGGUAUGUAAGGCACUUAGUUUUUUAUUAAAGGCGUAAAAGUGAAACUGUGCUAAACAUGUACAGAGAGGACGACAUGUUUGGUAUGUAAGAUAAUUCACAUCUUACAUACCUCAGAGAAUUCAUUCCAGAGAGGAACCUCUUGAAUGUGAUAAAUAUGGCAAAGCCUUUAAUCACAUCUCAGCCCUUAGCAUCAGAAAGCUUACGCUGUAAAUAGACUACUAAUAUUAUAUGUGAGGAAAACUUUUCAUGGAUGGCACUCAUUGCUUUGGACAGAAAAUGAAUUCCAUCAGUACGUUCCAAUCAUGUAAUGAAUUUCAGAAACACUGCAGAGGAAGCUCAAUCUCUACUCCACAGGAUCCACAGAAAUAAAAAAUGUGGAGAAAUGCUAAAGAAAUAGCAAAGUGCACAACUUCUUACAAAAGUUGUUACUAUUGGGUACUUCUGUACAUUUUGUAUGACCAUAAUGUCAGUGUCAGUGUUUUGUCCCUCCAGUCCCUGUUGUUACUCUGUAUGUUCUCUGUAAACAGUGUAUUUUAUUCUAAUCUAUUUGACAGAACACAUCACUUCAAGAGAGCAAAGUUUUGGGGUGAGUAGUGAAAAAGUUGAUGUAGUUAUCGACAAAAAAAUCAGUUCACAGAACUGAGGAGGGGGAAAAGGAGAAAAAAACCUUCAUAGUUUGGUGCUUAUCAGAUCAGGAGAGGAGGUCAGUAGAUUCGUUAGGAGAGACUGGUUCAUGGGGCACUCAAAUGGAACAAUUCCUGUAAACAUCUGCAGCUUCCUGAGAGUGUUCUUGUCAAAGCCAGGAAGUUGACCUCUUAGCUGCCAGAUCACCAGCUCGAGCAAAGAGAAUAGGUUCUCGGAGCUUGUCAGAGAGAAAGAGCGUCUUCUCCAUGAAUCGAGAGGAGGGAGUGUACUGGAAAGGCCAGUGGGACCACUUAACUUGACUGGAUUCUGUAAACCAUAGUCUUGCUUCCCUCACUAACUCUUAAAUCUUAAUGCUUAGAAAAUUUGGGAUAGGAAAACACCAAAAUGGCUCUUUCCUGGCAAAUAGGCACAGAUGCAUCCAGUUUCCGGUAUUGCAGGAAGUUUUUCUGGUAAGACUUGAGAAGCACUUUGCAAUAUUCUGUUUGGCCGUGCUCCUGUAUGCCUUCCCUGCUCCCAUUAGUUCCCCCGGUUUAUGAUUAUUAGGAGAGAGGGCUUGUGACGAUUCAAAGCUGUGAAAGAAUUUUUUUCUAAUUUUUAUCCUAGAAUUGAUCACCUUUUAUUGCGGGGUCUGGUCAGCCUGAUGUACGUACGCAUCUCAAGUAGCUAACCAGGUUCAUCCUACCAUCCUCAUGGAAGGUUCAUUGUGUGAAUGGAGUAACAGUGUUAAAACAUAGUCAAACAGUGACAGCAAUACUUGCCAGGGGAGCCAUAUUUUUGUGUGUUCCACUCUGAGCAACUCUCAGAAAUAUUGAUAAGGGGGCUGGGGUUCUCCAUCUGGGAAACCAAAUGAAGGUCUGCAGAUUGCCAAGUGAAAUAUAGAAUCAGAAAAAAGGAAAUUAAAUGGCAUAAAUAGGUCUUUUCAUAGAAGUUAGAAUAGAUUUUUAUUUCAACUACUACUGGAAAAUUUAAUAAACAGCAUUAUUUGAAAAGUUUUCCUAACAUAGAUUUAGCUUUUGUUUUUAGAAUGGACACAAUAUUGUACGUUUAAAAGCAGUUACUUAUUUUGCUAUUCAAAUUAAUUUUUUAUUAUAUCUGAAAAUGAAAUUAUCUGUUUUACUUUUCAAAGCUUUGUAAAACAAACUUGAAGUUAUAGGGAGGUAAGCCAUCUCCAAUUCUGCGGGUCAAACAAAAGUUUGGGGAAACUUUGGACAUCUCAUAAUACAGAAUGUCUUCACGUGUUAGUUUCAUAUUGUCUGGUUCUGUUUAAUAGUGGGUACCACAAACCUCAAGUUUUUCUCAUCCUAAAUCAGUGGAAGGUAAAGAGUGGGCAUUAGGUUGACUUCUAAACAGUAGUCUGCUGUGAUUUUAACACUUUUUUUUUUUUUUUAAUCUUUGGGAUUCUCACCUCCAUUUACUAAAGCAUCAUGACUCCAAAUUACAUAGUAAUCAGCAAAGUUAAUUGGUCUUAAAAUUAAAUUUUCUCCCUUCAUCAAGCACUCAUUAAGCAGUGAGGCUGAGUGUUUUAAGAUAUAAAGAAUGAGCUCUGUGAGUGAGUGAAAGGUGGUAUUGAAACUUGGAUUUCAUUCCAGUUUCAGAUUUGGGUUUUAAGUUCCUUUAGUCCAGGAAAGGGACUAGGCAGCUCCAGGUGCCACGAAUCACUGUCAUUUCGUCUCCCAACAAGGUUAGGCGUGUUAGGAGGGAGUGGGGAGGAGGGUUGUAGCAGCCCCCUGCUCCUAGCUGAAGAAGAAGAAUGCGGAGGCCUGGUGGAGGGAGAGAAGAGAAACUGCUGGGGAUGUGUUGGGUCAGUGCUCACUUGCCUUCCCCCUCACCUCAGCCACUCAGCAGUUGAAGGAAGGCUUUAGUCUACCCUAGCAAGGACAAAGCUUGUUAGAGAUGCUUCUGCUGGUGGCAGGGGUUCUUACACAAAAGCAGAUAUGUGAGGGGGGUGGGCUGGGAGGAGUCGCACUGUGAUUAUACAGGAAAAUCUUGUUCUAAAAAUGUAUGGGUUUAGACGUAAAGGGUGGGAUAUGCAAGCAAAAUCAGCAAUUAUUUUAAAAUGAACAUAUGUAUUUUUAUUAACUUUUAGUUAAAUAUAGAUUAUUACAACCAAGUCAACAUGAUAAGCCUAAAUCUGUAUAGAGAGCUAACUCAGGCAUUGUCUUGUUUAUCUGUAGACUGGAUAAAACAACCCUUUCCUGUUGUGUCAGUUCUAGUUUCUUAGUCUAGAAUAAAUUAGACCAAAAGAAGAAACUUACUUGUCUUGGUAUGCCUGCAGAAUUAAGUUAUUGCUGUUAAAACCUGGCCUUUUCAUUUCACUAGUCUUUGAAGAGUCCAGAUGCUUGGUAGAUGUUCAGUAAAUGAUUUUAAAUUAAAUUCGUUCAUUUAAAAUCCUCAUUAACUUUUCUAGAAAGUCUUCUUUCAGUAAAUAAUGGAAUCUUAGAGGAGAAGUGGUUUGUUUUUUUAGAAACUAGGGAACCCCUCCUCCAUUGAAAAUAAUCAUUUGAAACCUUGAUUGUGGACUAAAGUUUCAAUCAUGAGAAAUGGCAGCAAAAGAAAAUUUAUAGUCAAUGGUCCAUUUUAGGAGGCCGGUGGUGUCUGACAAAUGUUAGAGUAGUGAGGUUGGGGAAGGAAAUUGUGGGGGUUUGUAAUAAAUAUUCUCUUUAUGUUGUUUCUCUUCUGGGUCAUGGUAAAACAAUAAAUUAUCAUCUCUAGGUGGCAA
Molecule: messenger RNA, 8185 nt
Organism: Ceratotherium simum simum (southern white rhinoceros)
Lineage: Eukaryota; Metazoa; Chordata; Mammalia; Perissodactyla; Rhinocerotidae
Gene: ZKSCAN1
Product: zinc finger with KRAB and SCAN domains 1
Biological process (GO): regulation of transcription by RNA polymerase II
Molecular function (GO): DNA-binding transcription factor activity; RNA polymerase II cis-regulatory region sequence-specific DNA binding
Source: RefSeq, a predicted model, not a curated record